AUGGCCAUGGACGCCCACCGAACCAAAGCUUGCACGAUCUCCCCCGCUCAGCACUCGCCCGUCCAUGCUCAAGCUAGUCACGCUCGCCUGGUCCCGGUAGAUAUCGUCACCUCACCUCACCGCGAAAGCUUCCUUCGCGUGCCUCCGUCUUCUUCUCGUCUGCCUUUGUCACCCGCACCCACUGCCACUGCGCCCAGUCCCGCCAACGCUGGAUUCCAUUCAGCCUCCCCUCUCCGCCAGCCUCGGCUUGGAGCCUCCCCCGACCCUGCUGGCCUCGCGUCUGUCUCCCUUGCUUGCGCCCAAUGCCCUGACCCAGCAGUCCGCUGUGAUCUCUCACCCGCAUCAUCCACCGUCUCCUCGCUUGACAACACCCCACUCAGUCCGCCCCUCCGCCUGCUAAGCGUGGCCGAUCUCCACCUCCACUCGCCCGCAAUCUCCGCCCAGAGCUUCCCCCAGUUCACUCGCCAGUCUCCCGAGCACUCUCUCGCAGGCCUCAGCAGCAGCCACCCUCCCCCCAGCAGCAGCAGCACCAACCUUGUUCAUCCCCCCAGCCAUCAGAAUACCACCCAUCAUCAGCGCCACCCUUCCCUCUCGCGCGCCCACUUCCCCCCUCCCUCGCUCACCGCUGGGUACGGCUUCGGUGAACUCGCCGGGGCUCUCGGUGUCCGCCCGGAGAUCCGCAAAGUGAGUGAUAUGACCAUCCACUCGGCCGACCAUCCCCCUUCGCCCGUCGAGCCAGUCAAUCUCGAUCAGCCCCGCCCUCAGGCCCCCCAGCCAGCAGAGGCCCUCCCGCCAGACGCCCUUCGCGGCCACGAUCCCCGCGAGAUCGGCAACCAUGCCCAUCAGCAAUUGAGUACCGUCGGCGCCGACUCUCGGCUGGAACGAGCCUCCACGACUCUCCAUUCUUCUUAUGCUCGGCUACCCCUCCAAUACUCAACAGCCCCCCCAUCCCAAAACCUGCCUGCUUCGUUUCAAUCGCAACAAGGACAUUCAAGCUCUUCGAUCGACCUAACCCAGCCAUCCUAUCGGCCUGAUUGUGUUUCCUCAUUUGAACAUACCCCACAUUCAACCGUCGGACUUGACCCAACCGCUGGCUACCACCCUUCCCCCUUCCUAGCUCACCAUCGUCGGAGUCACAGCAAGCCCGAUGGACGCAGUAGCAUGUUUGUAAACCCAUUCGUAGCCGGCCCCCAUCCUAAUCAUCCCCCAUCCUCCCCCGGCCCCUCCUCAUCUUCACAGUCGCAGAACUUUUAUCAACCGCAAACCCAGCCCCGAUGCUCGUUGACAGCUGCUUCUACGCCCACUAGACAUCGCCUGAGCAUCUCUUCACAGCCUGGCUGCCCAUCCAGCUCGUCACUCCUAUCUGCCUCCAACCGGCACCGCUCACAAUCGACGGCCACCAGCACAUCGCGAGGAUGCGAGUCUUUUAACCGCUCCGCCAUCGGCCUCUCUGAUGUCGGUAGCCCUAGCUUUGGUACGGCUGCAACCGCCAUGGGCCUUCUCAGUCACAUCUCCGCCCCGAACACUUUCACGACUAAGGAAUCAUCAACUCACUCGUUCGAAGCCCUUGGUAGAGAUCAUUGCAAGCCUAAUAGUAGAGAUAACACUAAUCAGUUGGAGCAUACCCAUCAAACCGAGAACACCAGUCACAUGGAGCACGCCAAUCACAUGAAGCAAACCGGCCACAUGGAGCAUACCAGUCAAAUGGACCAAGCUGGUCAACUGGAGCCACCAAGCCAGACAGACCCCUCUGACCAAAAACCCUUGCACUCUCUCCACACACAUCAUCCACCUCUCACCCCUGGAUUCACCGGAAGUGCGUCGUUCAGCUUCGGCAACUCUGCUAGCAAUCGUCCCAAGUGCGAGCUGCCCAACUCCGAUCUGGCCGACCUCACCAGCGGUCUCGUCGGCCCGUCUAACUCAGCAAUCAAUCCGAUCCCCAUCGGGAUGAGGCCAGACUUGGCGAAUCUGAAGGAUGGCCCUGAUGGCCCCAACGGCAAGCCCGGCUAUCCUUACGUUGUUCUCAUUCGGUACGCCAUCUUGGGUAGCCCCCACGGAAAACUGACCUUGCAAGAGCUGUACGAGACAAUUAUGGACCGAUUCCCGUAUUAUCGUACCGCUGGAAAAGGUUGGAUGAACUCGAUCCGACACAAUCUGAGUCUCAACCGCUGCUUCGUAAAGCAGCCUCGACACAUUCUGGACCCGGGCAAAGGUUCCUAUUGGACUGUUGACCUUGAAGCUGAACUAUCCACCUCAAGGGCUCGCGAUCGCAAACGUGCCAGUGGAAGUUCAAGAUCAAGCAUUGGUAGCAUCAGAUCUUUGAAGGGCAGUCGGCGAGACAGUCUGGGUGGCGAUCCACGCUCACCAACGCUUGAUGAGAUCAUCGGAUCCUCUCCAAGUAGGAUGCUUUACAUGUCCGACGAUGAGGCAGACGAGGUUCACGUCCAACCCCUUGGCAGCUUCGGACCGGAACAUACAUCCACUUUUACCGAGGAUGGCGAUGGGGAUACGAUGAUGCAAGCUGCCGAGGGAGGCUUCCAACAGCCCCCUUCAACGCCAAUAAAGUCACCCAAGUCUGGGCGAAUCAGUGUCAAACGCGCUCCCAAGCCUACCAAAAUGAAGCAACAAGGGCUGAAGGUCCAGGUUUCUGGCAACGCGGAUCUCAACAAUACCCAUCUUCCUACCAAUUCAUGCUCACCGUCAACGCCAGUGACUCCUCAUCAGCUGUAUCAUCAGACCGAUGCAGCCUCCAAUCUUCUCCAAAGUCCAUUCCAUCCCCAAGGUGGAUAUGUAUCUAGCCCCCCUGACACGAUCGGCCGCACGAUCCCUAGAACCGGGUCUCCUUACCGAGGAAGUUCACUGAUGCGGUCCCCACUCACUUCGAUCAUGGCAUACUCAGCUAGUUCGCACUGUCCGACGACUGCAACCACGGCAGAUAGCAAUCAGAUGGACCCCACGUCUCCCAGCUCUUCCGCGUACGGCUUCAGUACCGGAGGACUGGGCAACAGCUACCAACCGUCAUCGACUGGGAUGGUGAACUGCCGAGAAGCCGGCCCGCCAUCCCAGCAUCCGUUCUCAUUUGGAGGCCAGCCGCAUUCGGCCUACCAGCCUGGCUUCAACCCGUUCAGUCCGGCGAUGAUGCACAAUCCGCAAUCCAGUCCCUCGGCCGGGCUUGGCGAUCGGCAUCCGGCGAGUGCAGGGCCCUGGUCGAGCUCGUUCCAGGCUGCCACGUAUUCUCCCGCCGCCCCGGUCAGAAGCGCGGGCACCGGCCACCAUCAGCCGAGUCAAAGCCACAGCGGCGUGUACGGCUUCCAGCCCUCGGCGAUGGCCGGGAUCGUCCCCCGCCCACGGUUCUCCGUCUCCGCCGGCGGUAACUCGAGACCCGUCUCGUCCGAGUCAUCCUCCAACAACCCGCCCCACGGUGCCACCGGUCGACAGACGCCUGCGUCUAACGGCUCCGCCGCCUCCCGUCGGUCUAGUAUCGGCGGCCCUGGAUCCACUAACUUCGUCAUGGUCGACGGAUACGUCAAUGGGAAUCCUCCUGUGGACUCCUUGGGACGCCCUCACUCGUCCCAACCUUUAUAA
This is a messenger RNA of Puccinia triticina, 3585 nucleotides long. RefSeq lists its product as uncharacterized. The record is from RefSeq and is a predicted model, not a curated record. Lineage: Eukaryota; Fungi; Basidiomycota; Pucciniomycetes; Pucciniales; Pucciniaceae. Gene Ontology annotation, biological process: regulation of transcription by RNA polymerase II. The transcript has 8 exons. The coding region runs from base 1 to 3585 and encodes 1194 amino acids. Gene Ontology annotation, molecular function: DNA-binding transcription factor activity, RNA polymerase II-specific; RNA polymerase II cis-regulatory region sequence-specific DNA binding.